AUGUGCGGAACAAAUUACGAAGCGUUGAGACGUACUUCAGGAUUGUUUGACUACCGCUUUUACCCCAUUGAUGAACCCCGUGUAUUUCAAAUAAUUGGUAUAAUGUUCUCCGUCCUGACAAUUAUAUCUGCUAUUGUGAAUGUUCUUGCGGGUGUUUCGACCACAGGGCAAACUCGGCAGAAAAUAUACGCUCAUCGGAAGUCGCAAAUCAACGGACGUCAUUACUCGAACUGUCUGCUGGUCACCACCUACCUUGUUACCUUUGCGUGGUCGCUGCUGUUCGUCGCAUUCGCCGCCCCGGUGACGCUUUGGGUCAUGUUGCACACGGUAUGUCGCGAGGAAACUGAAUACUGGCGUGGUAUCAGUGCUGACAAAGAUGAGACGGAAUCCACGUACACAUUCAACCUGACGCAUUAUGGCUUGUAUCGCCGGCCAUUGGACACAAGUGUAUAUAGUGAAACCGCCAACUCACCUAGCGCCGUUACUCAGUUAUGCCAAGAAUUUUUGGUUGCCUGUUCAACAGUCUCCCCUACAAGAUUACCAGUUGACAAAAUUGACGCUUCUACCGGCAUUAAUAGCGAAAACGUUAACACCUCAGCCGCAUUCAGAGCUGAAUUUGAUUUGUGCACUUACUCAUCAAUAACUUUGCUUAUCAUGAAUUACCAGCGAUAG
Molecule: messenger RNA, 672 nt
Organism: Dicrocoelium dendriticum
Lineage: Eukaryota; Metazoa; Platyhelminthes; Trematoda; Plagiorchiida; Dicrocoeliidae
Source: the annotation of a GenBank genome assembly